This is a messenger RNA of Hordeum vulgare subsp. vulgare (domesticated barley), 1247 nucleotides long. Its product is annotated as coiled-coil domain-containing protein 115. The transcript has 7 exons. Gene Ontology annotation, cellular component: extrinsic component of endoplasmic reticulum membrane. NCBI's taxonomy places the organism in Eukaryota, Viridiplantae, Streptophyta, Magnoliopsida, Poales, Poaceae. The coding region runs from base 303 to 986 and encodes 227 amino acids. The record is from RefSeq and is a predicted model, not a curated record. Gene Ontology annotation, biological process: vacuolar proton-transporting V-type ATPase complex assembly.
CCCUCUCCCUCUCGUUCUUCCCUCCCAGCCGCCGCUCUCCCUCCCUCUCGCAUCUGCUCUCCACCGACGACCCAAGGGAGACGACGGCCAGCGGCGGGGAAGCAACCGGACGGCCAGCGGCGGGGAAGGAACCGGCCGACCUGCAGCGCCUCCUCCUCUCGUCCUACCUGCAGCACCUCCUCCUCCCGGCCCGAUCCGCAGCGCCUCCUCUACGCCGAUCUGCCGCGCCCACCCUAUCUUCCUCGAGCUGCAGCAGCUCCUCCUCCUGAAGCAAAGGGUUUGGGCGUGUCAGGAUUGGAUCGAUGGCCGUGGCGACGGCGGCAGCAGAGGUGGUGCUGCACCACAUGGGGCCCGUCCCUCGAGUGGAAGAGACGAGUAAUGCGGCGGCGGCGGAGGCGGAACUCGAGGGAGACGACGAAGAGAUCCUGCGAUUCAUGGACUCGGCGGACGGCUACCUCCUCCUGAUGGAUUCGCUCUCCUCCGCUCUUCGCCAGGGUUGGCUUGAUUUGGCAAGUGCGCGUCACUCGAUGGGCGCAUCACGUGUUUCAAGUACACUGUUUGAUCAUAAAGAGCAAUCUGCAGCCACUACGCUGCAAGUAGUUUAUCCUGCAGACUUGCCACCAUCAGAAUCAAACCCGCAUUUUUCUCUAUCAAAGUGGUGUUUGAAAGAAGAAUCAAACUCCAGUGAUAUUGUCAGUGCUCAGGAUAGCGCUACAACAAAACUAAGGUACAGAGGAUCAGCUGCUACCCCAGAUAGUAGCAAUGAAUCAGAUGCAACUACGGCAAAGUCUUCUACUGGUGUUGACGUUAACAGUCAGGUUCAAAAGGCGAGAUCAAAAGCAUUAUCAGUCUUUGGAGCAUUGGUGUCUCCAAAAUUACGAACAGCCCAAGUUUCCUUUGAAACAGCACUUGAACUAAUCGUGGAGUUAGCAAAUUCAAGAUCAGCCAUCCUCUCUAGUUUCUCCCAGAUAAAUCGUGGAGCAUGAUUUGCUACCUGAGUUUGAGGUUCUGUACCCUUGCACACCAUCUAUCCUAUUUGGGGUACCAGCAAUUAUGCAAUCAGCAGUGGUUGUAGACAAAAUAUCAUAAUACAAUCUGAACUGUUGACGUACGUGGGAAUGUAUAUUUUUGUCCAUUUAUUUGUUGUACUUUGACUUUCCUUACAACCAUGGGAACAAAGACAGCAGUUUUUUUUAUGGUUUGUAUGGUUGAAAUAGAAACAUAAAUAAAUUUUGGUCUCAGGAUGA